Molecule: messenger RNA, 3490 nt
Organism: Ictalurus furcatus (blue catfish)
Lineage: Eukaryota; Metazoa; Chordata; Actinopteri; Siluriformes; Ictaluridae
Product: interferon-inducible GTPase 5-like
Exons: 3
Coding region: 635-1834 (399 amino acids)
Cellular component (GO): membrane
Molecular function (GO): GTP binding
Source: RefSeq, a predicted model, not a curated record
CGUUUGACGGCAAACAAGAGAGCACGGCUGCGCCCGAAACCACAUACUUAUCUACUAUAUAGUAGGCGAGCUUUGUUGAAAGGCUUCCCAACAGAUUCGGUUUCCUUCAGUCUGACACACACACACACACACACAGACACAGACACGCGCGCGCGGGUAUCACACUAAGCUUUAAGCAUGCGUAUUUUUGUCAGACACCGCUGCGAAUAUGGGCGGGAAAAGGAUAUGACAUCAAUAUUGUUUAAAAUAUUUAUUUCAGUGUUAAAAUAUACCAUAUCCCUGUAUGCAUCUUUUUUAUUUUAGAUUCUUUUAAAGCUGGGUUCUAUAAAAACGGAAUGGUGAGACGAUAUAAUCAGUGCUCCCUCCAUCUUGGAUUUUCUAAAGAGGUCAGUCCGUGAUGUGUCGGAUCUUUUAUUGGUCAACGUCUUCACGUGAUACAAAUUGUCAGGUCAGAGUUCACCAAACUUGACCUUUAGAACAUAGUGAAUGCGGUUCCAACCCACACGACCCCCCCCCCCCCAAAGAAUGCGGGGUUACGCCGAUGUGCUUAGCCAUAUUUGCUUAGUCAUUAUUGCCAUAUUAUUACAGCACUUCUCGGAGAUACACACUGCAGUAUUUAUUAUCCUGUGUAAAGAUGGAUGAGUAUGACAUUAUCGAUGCUGCUGAAAUUGAAGAAAUUAAAAGGUCACUAGCCACUGAAGAUCUGCCAUCAGCUGUUGACAAGAUUAAGGAUUAUUUUGCACAACAAGAUCGUGUGGAACUGAACAUUGCUGUAACAGGAGAAUCUGGAUCUGGAAAAUCAACAUUUAUUAAUGCCUUCAGGGGUUUAGGGGAUGAGGAUGAAGGCUCUGCAGAAACUGGUCCUGUAGAGACCACUACAGAGCCUACUGCUUAUCCUUACCCAAAAUUCCCAAACGUCAAAUUGUGGGAUCUCCCUGGUAUUGGAACCCCCAGAUUCAAAGCUGAUGAAUAUCUCAAACAGGUUCAAUUUGAACAAUAUGAUUUUUUCAUCAUCAUAGCAUCAGAUCGUUUCAGAGAAUGCCACGCCAGUCUGGCAGCAGAGAUACUAAAAAUGGAAAAGAAGUUUUAUUUUGUUCGCUCAAAGAUUGACAACAACAUUGAGGCUGAAAAAAGAAAGAAGACAUUUAACAAAGACAAGACACUGGAUACAAUCCGAGACAACUGCAUUAAAGGUCUAGAAGAGAUUGGUCUAAAGUCUCCUGCAGUCUUCCUGAUGUCUUGCUUCGAACUCAGUCUCUAUGAUUUCAACUGUCUUGAGGAGACCAUGGAGAGGGAACUUCCCCAGCACAAGAGAGAUGUACUGAUGCUGGCGCUUCCAAACAUCACUCUGGAGAUCAACAAAAGGAAAAAGAAGGCACUGCAGAGCAACAUAUGGAAGUUGGCUCUGCUCUCUGCCUCGAUUGCAGCUGUGCCAAUACCUGUUGUAAAUGCAGCUGCAUCAAUCAGUGCAGAUGUAGCCAUCUUGGUGACAGAGCUUAAGAAAUAUUACACUGCCUUCAGUUUGGACCCAGAUUCCUUACAGAAGCUUUCUGAGAGAUCAGGGAAGUCAGUAGAUGAGCUAAAGGCUGUCCUGAAAUCUCCUCUAAAUCAAGAAAUAACCAACGAUGUGGUUAUUAGAUUGCUGACAAGUUCAAGUCUUUUAGCCGUAGAAUCAGCAGCAGAAUACUGGUUGGGUUUAAUUCCUGUUGUGGGAUCUCUAACAGCUGGACCACUGUCCUUUGCUACCGUUUACUACAUACUGCAGCGUUGUCUUAAUGAGCUCACUGAAGAUGCCCGCAAUGUGCUCAUGGUUGCUUUGCAAACACCAGUAUAAAUAUGUUUAAAAAAUAAUAAUAUGCCAUUCAACCUCCCCAUAUAUUCUUAUUGUAAUGAAGUAAAUGCCAUUUAGACAUCAUGAUCAUUUAAAUAAGUUGAUUUCUAAUUAUGACUAUUUCUUAAUUUUAAUCUAUCGUAUUUUAUUUACUGUUUUUACAGUUUGUGGUGUCACAUACGAAUCAACUUAAUUAAAUACAGUUUAUAAUUUAGGUAUGUUGUUGUCUGACCAGUUUGAGAAAUGCUGUUUAUGAUUGCUCAUUACAUUUUUUUUAAAUUUUUUUUUUAUGAUUUAUGAUAUCGAUGCUAAGAGUGUACCGGAAAGUAACCAGAGUAAAUAAUUAUCCUGGGUAGAAAAGAAUACAGAAACAAAUACAACUACCUGUUGUAUCAUUGUAACCAUGAUAACAAUGUUUUCUGCAGGUCACUAAUCAAAACAAUACAAUUAUUUAAAUUAAAACAAUAAAAUUAUAUAAGGUGCUUUUUACCAUACAAAUUGUUUUGGAGCUAACAUUCUAAUGACAUGAAAUUUCCAACUGAAAAUUUCAUCUAAUGAAAGAAUGAAUGAAUGGCUUGCGUUUUAUAGCGCCCAUGCAGCAAUAAUCUGCUCAAAUCAGGUGUUUGGUAAUGUCAAACUUUUUCACAUUUCAACACAUAUUGUGAGUGUGGGGCAUUAUUUAGUUUUUGUCAUAGAAAAAUUACACAUUUUUUAUCUUAAUAUUAACACUUGCGAGUGUUCAGCAGUCUGAGCACCUUUCAGGGUAGUCCUAAAGUGAUUCCUGCUCUUCAGAAUAUUCCUUGGUUGGAAGUUCAUGGCAGGCAUAUGCGCACACACACACACACACACACAUACACAAAAAAAAAACAAGCAGAUAUCCAUGUGUUUCACACCACACCUGGCUGCUAUCCAGGGUUCAUAUAACCACAUGCUUAUGUAAUUUACUUUCUAAUAAACUAUCAACUCUGUGUAUGUAAAAGGCAAAGAGUUCAUUUUAAUGACAUAUUGGUAAACUGUUUUCAUGGGCACAAAAAUUAAGCUUAUCCAGUUUCUUCCUAUCUAAAAACAUAUUGGUAGUUGGUUGGGCUACUAAAUACACAUCCAACGUGUACUCCUGCAUCAUGCUCAGUGUUCUCGGGAUAGUCUCCAGAUCUACUGUGACCCUGACCACGAUGAAGAGGUUACUGAAGAUGAAUGCAUGAAUGAAAGCAGUAAUUAACACCUCAUGGCCAUGAAUAUCAGUAUAAACUUUAUCUCAAAAGAAUUAUCACUUUUGCAUCACUUCCUCUGGUUAGCAUUGCCAAAAGUAACAUAGAUACAAACACUGCAAUUACUUCAGUGGAGGUUUUCUAGUUUGGCAUGAUACAAUGUGCAUAAAUUUCAUUUCAGUCAAAAUGUGUACACAUUCAAACAUACCACUCAUCUUUUAUGAAUUAAGUAUUUUAGAUGAUGUGGUCUGAUUAAGCUCUUGUGCAUGGUUUAUGUUAUGAAUGGAAGGUAAUUCCAGUGUGAUUUCCUGCAUAAUCAUCAGAAUGAAGUGACCUUUACCUCUGGCAGGGAACUGUCAGCACAGGCAUUGGAAGACUUGCAAAGUCAGCUAGCUUCAGGACCUCAACUCCUGGCUAAUCAGGUGGAGAGUCCUGAUCCAGGUCUCUAUCA